Molecule: messenger RNA, 4437 nt
Organism: Paraphaeosphaeria sporulosa
Lineage: Eukaryota; Fungi; Ascomycota; Dothideomycetes; Pleosporales; Didymosphaeriaceae
Exons: 4
Coding region: 150-4139 (1329 amino acids)
Biological process (GO): mRNA export from nucleus
Cellular component (GO): cytoplasm; transcription export complex 2; nucleus
Source: RefSeq, a predicted model, not a curated record
GCCCAAGCAGCGCAACGCGCCAAAAUCCACUCCCCUCGGCGCGCUGCAUUGGGCAACCUAUACUGACACGCUUCCUUGUCCGUUUAGCUCCACGCUCCCGUCAUCCACACCUCCAGCGGAUGAGCGACUAAACACUCGACUUCGCGACAAUGACUGGAGGGCGCGGUCGCGGUCGAGGCAACGGCGGAUUUCGAGGCGCAACUCGAGGUCGUGGAGGGUUCAACAAUGGCACGCAUACGCCGAAUAAAUCGAAUGGGCUCGACGCGCUCACGGGCGGCACCGUUGCAAGACGGGACAAUGGUCGCGGGAACAGCAGCGGUGCGGGCAAAAGUGGGCGAGGCGGCAGCAGUAACGCAGGCGGAGCAAAGAAGGCACAAGAGCAGACUCCUGAGCCCGACGGCUACACUGGCAUUCGAUACUCCCCCACGCAUGCGAACAACAAGGACCCUUUGAAUUCCACACCGUACAAACGACACGAAUAUGAACUGCGAUUCGCAUAUCUCAAACAUGCACAAGCGUUCAAGAAGCAAGAGCAGAUCGCCAAGGGCCAGAUGGAUCCCGAUGGACAGAUGGACAUGAGCCAGAGCGUCGAUAAGCAUGGUCUUUGCGAAGACUUGUGUCCCGAGUAUGAACGAGUUCGACGAAUCGUUCAGAACGACGUAGCGGCCCCCGAAUAUUCCAAGGAAACCGCCCAUGGACCGCGUCUCCAGCGGGAGGUCGACGAAGGCCGCAUGAUUGCGGCACAUCACCGGUCGUCCGCCGGUGAAGACCUCACACUCAUGUCCGAUCUUCGCACUCCAGCGGCGCUCCGUAGAUCAAUGGAAGCAAUGAUCAACCGGUUGAAAGAAGACUCGUUUGAAUAUCUUGAUGGGUGGAUAUGGGACCGAUCGCGAGCCGUGCGAGUAGAGCUCAGUAAGAACUACAGAAGACGAGAAGACACCGAAUCAUUUCUUGCCUGCUACGAGAUGUGCAUCCGCUUCCAUUUGCUCAGCAUGCAUCAGAUGUUGCGGAGGAGCGAGGGAGUCCAGUACGACCGACAAACCGAUUGGGACCAGCUCGCGGCCUCUUGCAAUCAGAUCAAAGAGUUAUGGGACAAGAUAAAGGUGUACGAGCCUGAAGACGGAAAAACACCCUGCCCGCUUGAGGCGUCGCGUGUGGCCGAGAUUCACGCCUACAACAUCAUUCUGGGCCUGAAAGAGCGCGAUCACCGGGAAGAGAUUCGUCGUCAUCCUAAAGUCCGGGUUGCACAAGCCCUUGUCCGAGCCGCCCAAGAUACGAAGAACUACACCACUUUCUGGAGAAUGGUCAGGUCAAGCCAGGUUUCCUAUCUCAUGGCAUGUGCGGCUGCCACCCGUUUCAUGUCCAUUCGAUCAGACACCCUGGAAGCAAUGGUCAAAGCCUACAUGGUGCACAAACAAAAAGUUGACGACUGGACAUUGGAGAAGCUCGUCGACAUCUUUGGUUUUGAUGACGUCGAACAAGUCCGCACUUUCUGCAAGGCCUACGAGGGCGAGUUCGACCUUAACGCUCAAGGUGCCACCUACUUACGACCGGAAACGAUCACAAUGCGAAAGGACCCUUUUGGCAAGGAUCACUUCUUCUCGCAAAAAUACGUCGAGUCCAAACGGGGCGGUCGUAAUCUGGCCGCAGUCUUAUUCGGAUACAACCUGCCGCGGGCCGGCCAAGAAGGCCUGCUUGAACCUAUUUCAAACCAAGAUGAGGAUUCAUUAUUCAUCCCAGAAUCCCGGACCUCAUCGGCAGUCUCAAAUCCCUUUGCAGCUGCAGCUGCAGCUGCGCGAACAUCUGCACAGCCGUCUACGAUGUUUCCUUCAGGCAUACAACCAGGUCUAUUUGAUGCAUCGAAGAAUAGCGUCAAGUUUGCGCCAACACCCAGCGCUGCGCCCUCAACAACCCCGGCGAAUCCUUUCGCCGGCGUUGCAGCCAAGCUUAAUGUAAGCGGGCAACCAACGAUACCCGCGGCUGGAUUCCAAACAACAUCCACCGGAUUCCCAGCGCCCGCGACCACGGCGUCUCAAGGAUUGUCUGCCAAGGCAAGUGCUUUCACGCCGUCUGCCAAUGGGAACCCUUUCGCAUUUUUGGGAGGGCAAAAGGCUCCCGAUGCACCCACAGCUUCGAAUGGCGCUGGAACAUCUGUCCCUGGCGCGUCUAUAUUCUCAACAUCAACAGCCCCCUCGAACACAUUCACUGGGUUCACAAUGCUGGGUUCUAUCCAACCCACACCGUCCCCGGCUCCCACAAAUGGGUUGCCUACAUUUGCGGCAUCUAGUGCUCCAUCUGCUUCUUCAACUGGGCUUGGGGCGCCCACAGCUGGACUAUCUUUUGCAAAACCUGCGGAGACAGCCCCCCCACUUGUCACUGAAGACGAACAACGGAAGAAGGCUCAGGAGGAGCAACGAAAGGCGGACGAAGCCCGACAGAAGGCGCAAGAGGAAGAGCAGCGCAAGGCACAGGAGGAACAACGACGGGCUGCGGAGGAAGAGCGACGAAGAGCCGAGGAAGAGCAGAGGCGGAAAGUGCAGGAGGAACAGGCGAAGGCACGCGUAGCCGAACAGCAACGACGGGCUCGGGAAGAAAAAGAGAGGGAACGGCUUCGCGCUCAGCAAGAGGCCGCACGUCAAGCAGAAGCUCAACGAAAGCAAGCGCUCGAAGCUCUGGCUACCAAUCUGUUUGACGAUCCGAGGGACGGCAUGAUGAAGCAAUUCCUUGAGAACAUGGUGGAAAACUUGGUCAAAGACACACAAGCAGCACUUCUUAGAGAACAACAGGCGCGGGAUCGUGCCAGGGCAGACGAGAUGUGGCAGCGGAAGCGUCUGACUCUCGCUCGCGCCGCCUUCUAUCGGUGGGCGUACCAAGUUAACAAGAAGAAGUCGAGGGCUGAGGCGCGUCAAAUUCGGGACCGUCGACGGAAGUUAAAGACUCAGCUCGAAGCUGCAAAGAGCUCAGCGGCGAGCUCGGCAGCCAGUCCACCAGCCCAAGAAGUACAGGUCGUCGCAAAGGUCCCCAUUGACCAACCUGUUACUCCUCGCCCCAGUGGCCUCAACAAUGGCGUUUCUAGGCGAACCCAGCCAACUCAGCCACGCGCACAGCGAAACCAACAAAAUGACGAGUCGUCACCCCAACCCAUUCGCGACUUCUCGAAAUCUUACUACGAAGCCCGAGCACAAAUCAACGAGAGGCGCGUUACCGUCGACCGCACAGAGACCGACUACUUCCGCCUCCGCGCCAUGGGCAUCGACCCAAACAAGCUCCGCAAACGCAGCCACGACUCCUCCGACGAAGAAGACGCUCCCAAAGCCGACAACAAGCGUGCCCGCACCUCAAGCUCAUCGGCAGGUCAGCAAGCCCCUGUCAACUUCCGCAAGUCCCUACCGCCCCCGACCACAGACGAAGAGCGCCUUGCCCGCUUCCGCGCAAUCAAGGAGUCCAAUGCUAAACAUAAUCGCGGACACACGCCCUCUCGCUCUGUGGACUUCAACAGCAGUCGCAUGUCCACCUCCUUCAACGCCUCAAUGACGAGCCAGAUCAUCCAGCGCGCGCGGGAGUCUCUGGCUCGCUCACCAUCCCAGCUGUCGUCGACGCCAGACAGAGGCACCCCCGGGCUCCCCGCCGACAAGCCUGCGUACUGGGCGCGCGCAAGUCGCUUUGUCCCGCAGCAUCUGUACGGGCAGCCUGAGGCGAUCCGAGCGUAUCGCGCGCAGGUUGCGCCGCGGACGAGCUCGGUGCCGGAUGCGGUGGGGACGUCUCAGUCUCAGUCUCUUGCAAAGGGGGGCGAUGUUGCUAGGGUUUUGAGUGUGUCGCCGGGCUUUCUGUCCUCCCCGAUUACAUCACAACAGUCCUACUUCCCUGCCCAACAGCCGCAAUCACAAUCCCUCGUCGUUGAAGAUGAGGCUGUGUUGCUUGCAGACGACGCUGAUGGUGAGGAGGACGCUGGCUUUGACGAUUACGGGGAGGAUGGGGUAGAUGAAGAAGGCGAGUUCUACUCUGAAGACGAUGAGGAAGAGGGCGAGGGAGGGGAGUAUUCUGAAGACGAUGGAGACGAAGACGAAGACGAAGAUGCAGAGCAGUGCGCGCAAAAGCCCGGCGGGACCGAGGACGACGCUAUCGAGUUGAGCGACUAGCAGUCGCUGUUUUCGGGAUUUUAGUCUGCCUGGGGACGAGGCACUGUGUGUGGAUGUACAUAGUCGAUGCAAUUCACGCGUCGAGAGCUAGCACACAAGAGGAGGAGGGUAACACGGUCGCCAUUGCUUUCCCUUUCAUUACGGAUUAUCUGCAUAGCGACGGCGUUUUGGACCAACAUUACAACACGGGUGCAUACUGGCCGGGAGGGGACGUCUCUGUCUUUGACGUCGGCAGAGGUUGCCAGACAAAAACACGGUCAUGAUACCCACGUUGUCGUCGGGAGGAUUUGUACAGUAU